AUGCAUUUAAUGUACACUUUAGACAAGGACGGUAAGAGAGUCUACACGUUGAAGAAGGUCACCGAAGAAGGUGAAAUCACCAAGUCUGCUCAUCCAGCUAGAUUUUCUCCAGACGACAAAUACUCCAGACAAAGAGUCACUUUGAAGAAAAGAUACGGUUUAUUACCAGGUCAGUAA
This is a messenger RNA of Kazachstania africana CBS 2517, 177 nucleotides long. RefSeq names its product snoRNP complex protein NOP10 (gene NOP10). Gene Ontology annotation, biological process: rRNA pseudouridine synthesis; ribosome biogenesis; positive regulation of telomerase RNA localization to Cajal body. The record is from RefSeq and is a predicted model, not a curated record. The coding region runs from base 1 to 177 and encodes 58 amino acids. The transcript has a single exon. Lineage: Eukaryota; Fungi; Ascomycota; Saccharomycetes; Saccharomycetales; Saccharomycetaceae. Gene Ontology annotation, cellular component: box H/ACA telomerase RNP complex; box H/ACA snoRNP complex. Gene Ontology annotation, molecular function: telomerase RNA binding; box H/ACA snoRNA binding.